Molecule: messenger RNA, 1042 nt
Organism: Telopea speciosissima
Lineage: Eukaryota; Viridiplantae; Streptophyta; Magnoliopsida; Proteales; Proteaceae
Product: peptidyl-prolyl cis-trans isomerase
Exons: 7
Coding region: 79-879 (266 amino acids)
Biological process (GO): protein peptidyl-prolyl isomerization; protein folding
Molecular function (GO): peptidyl-prolyl cis-trans isomerase activity
Source: RefSeq, a predicted model, not a curated record
GGUCUCAUAUUCUGGUUUCAUCACUGCACUGGGGUUUCUCGUAGUUCUGUUCCAGUCAUAUUACCAUCACCAGUCGUCAUGGCAUCUGCAUGCUCUCUCGGUCGGGCGUCUCGUUCUAUCCUACAGGGAAGCUUCGGCAAUGACAUUCCGUAUGUUCAUGAUUCACAAAUGAUUUCUCGGUGUACGCCCGUACGACUUUAUUUUUCUUUAGCUCCAAGUCCAACAGUAAGCUGCCUUGGAAGAGGAUUAUCAUCAUGCUCUCAACAUGCCUCACCACUUCGUACUAAACAAAUUUCUAAAUUGACUUCAGUUCGACAUCGGAGAAUGGUGUGCAUGAACUCUGUGGGAAAAGGAGUAGAGCUGCAAGCAAAAGUAACAACAAAGUGCUUCUUUGAUGUAGAAAUUGGAGGUGAGCUUGUGGGUAGAAUUGUAAUGGGCCUAUUUGGGGAAGUGGUUCCAAAAACUGUUGAGAAUUUCCGUGCCCUGUGUACAGGAGAGAAAGGUUAUGGCUAUAAGGGAUGCUCAUUUCAUCGUAUUAUUAAGGAUUUCAUGAUCCAGGGAGGUGACUUUACUGAAGGAGAUGGAACUGGAGGAAUCAGCAUCUAUGGCCCUCGUUUUGAAGAUGAGAACUUCAGCUUGAAUCACAUUGGACCUGGAGUGUUGAGCAUGGCUAAUGCAGGUCCGAAUACCAAUGGGAGCCAAUUUUUCAUUUGCACAGUAAAGACUCCAUGGUUGGAUAAACGUCACGUUGUGUUUGGGCAUGUCAUUGAGGGAAUGGAAGUCAUGCGGAAGCUUGAAUCCCAAGAAACCAGUAGAUCAGAUGCCCCACGGUUACCUUGCAGGAUUGUUAACUGUGGGGAGCUGCCCAUGGAUGACUGAUUAUUAUUUACUCAGUGUCAACUUGGGAUUAGAGUUUUCUGUUAAACAGCCUUGGUUUUUGAUUGCUCACCUCUCUUAUUUUGUGUUACAACUUAGACUACCUUGUGAGAGUGGAUUCAGGAACUUGUUUUGCUUAUAAAACGUCAGGAUGAUGUUUCUUGUG